Molecule: messenger RNA, 630 nt
Organism: Necator americanus (New World hookworm)
Lineage: Eukaryota; Metazoa; Nematoda; Chromadorea; Rhabditida; Ancylostomatidae
Exons: 1
Coding region: 1-630 (209 amino acids)
Source: RefSeq, a predicted model, not a curated record
AUGGAGUUUGAAAAGGCGUGGGAGGACAAGAACCCGCGGAAAGCCUACGCUGUACUAAAACAGUAUAGCGGCGAAAUGAAAAGAUGUUCUCCUGUCCUCAACACUACCAAUGGAGUAACUGUCGGUGAAGCAACCCUUCCAAUUUGGAGGGAACACUUCAAGACCUUGCUGAACUGGCAAACGCAGUCAGCCCUUGAACUCAAACACGCUCAUAGACCGACAUGUGUGGUUAACGAGGGGCCACCGACCGAGUCGGAGGUUCUAGUCUGUAUUCAAGAAAUGAAGUAUGAAAAAUCUGGUGGAGACAACGGGAUUAACGCAGAAAUGCUAAAAUAUCUGCUUCCGUCUGGGAUUCGUGAGAUGACAAAGAUCAUCCACUCAAUAUUUACAGACGAAAGGAUAUCUGACUCGUGGAGACACGCUAUCAUAAUUUCCCUCCACAAGAAGUUAUCCGUGACGUCCCCUAGGAACUAUCGAGGAAUCUCUUUGCUGCGUGUUAUGUACAAGGUUUUGAAGCGAAUUAUCCUGGACCGUCUUAUCAAACAUUGCGAAGAAACCACGCGCGACGAGCAAGCUGGUUUAGUCCUGGCCGCUCUACGGUUGGCCAGGUGUUCAUCAUUAGGAAAGUGA